AUGUUCCGCGCGCAGCCGCCGCCCCAAGACGACCAUGGCUCUCCGGGCGAGAUGGCGGCGGCGGAGGAGGAGGAGGUGGUGCGGAUCCGGCUGGGUGACCGGUGCUUCCCAGUCUGCAAAAGGAAGCUGCUCGAACAGAGCGACUACUUCCGAGCUCUGUACCGCUCCGGGAUGCGGGAAACAGCCGGGCCGGGCCCGCAGCAGCAGCAGCAGCAGGAGGAGGAGCAGCAGCUGCGCGGCGGGCUGAGCGCGGAGGGCUUGGAGCUGGUGCUCGGCUUCAUCAACACCUCCUGCCUGGCUGGGCUGGAGCGGGAGGAGGCGCCGCCGCUGCUCCUGGAAGCGCUGGUGGAAGCGGCGUCCUACCUGCAGGUCACCCCCUUGCUGCGCCGCCUCCUCUCGCAGGUCAGGCUGACGAACGGCCUCGAGCUCCACCACCUGGCCCAGAUCUACGGCCUCCCAGACCUGCGGGAUGCCUGCCUGGACUUCAUGGCUGGCCGCUACCACCAGGUGCUCCGCAGGCCCGAGGCCCGGCCCCACCUGCUGCUGCCCCACGCCCUGAGGCAGCAGCUCAGGGAAAGGCGCAUGAGAGGCGCCGCUGCCUUGGUGGCCCUGGGCAACUUCGCAGGGCCCUCUCCCCUAGGGCGCCACUGCCCGGGAGACUCGGCCUGCGCCAUGUUGAGGUACGAGGAGGGAGUCCGCCGGUGGCUGCCGCUGCCGAACAACCUGCCUCCAGACCUGGCCAAUGUGCGAGGCUACGGGUCAGCAGUGUUGGACAACUACUUGUUCAUUGUCGGCGGCUACCGCAUCACCAGCCAAGAAAUAUCGGCCGCCCACUGCUACAAUCCGUGUCUGAAUGAGUGGAGUCAGGUGGCUUCCAUGAACCAGAAAAGGUCUAAUUUCAAGCUGUUGGCAGUCAAUGGAAAACUGUAUGCCAUCGGUGGGCAAUCCCUUUCCAACGUUGAGUGUUACUACCCGGAGCAUGACUGGUGGAACUUUGUAGCAUCUUUACCAACCCCCCUUGCAGAAUUCUCAGCAUGUGAGUGCAAGGGCAAGAUUUAUGUCAUGGGAGGGUACACUACAAGAGACCGGAACUUGAAUAUCUUGCAGUACUGCCCCACCUCUGACAACUGGACUGACUUUGAAUUGUGUGACAUCCACAUCCGCAAGCAGCAGAUGCUGUCUGUGGAGGAAACCAUCUACAUAGUUGGCGGCUGCAUCCACGAACUGAGAUCAAACAGAAAAUCCAGCCAGAAUGAGGACAUGUUAACAGUACAGUCUUAUAAUGUUGCCACCAGAGAAUGGCUCUACCUCAAAGAAAAUACGUCAAAAUCUGGCCUUAAUUUGACUUGCACUCUGCACAAUGAUGGGAUCUAUAUACUAACUAGAGAUGUCACAUUGUCCACAAGCUUGGAGCAUCGCGUUUUUCUAAAAUAUAAUAUAUUUUCAGACAGCUGGGAAUCGCUUAGGCACUUCCCAACCUUUGGACAAAACAUGUUGGUCUGUUCUAUGUAUUUGCCAAAGCUGAUUUGAAUG
Messenger RNA from Elgaria multicarinata webbii, 1533 nucleotides. RefSeq names its product kelch like family member 42 (gene KLHL42). The record is from RefSeq and is a predicted model, not a curated record. The transcript is spliced from 3 exons. Lineage: Eukaryota; Metazoa; Chordata; Lepidosauria; Squamata; Anguidae. Gene Ontology annotation, molecular function: protein binding. The coding region runs from base 1 to 1530 and encodes 509 amino acids.